AUGUGCAUCCUCGUCUUCUCCCUCAUCUGUACACUCUACUCAACAAUUGACGCGAUCCCAACUGUCCUUCUCCCGGCACUUGCCCCUCCCCUCUGCAGCGACCUCUCUCACAACUACCUCACAGGCCGCGCACUGAAGCCUCUUGCUCCACUGGGCUGUGCCUUGGUGCGGCAGCGGCAGGAGGCAGCAUGCAAUGCAUUCUGUGGCGUCUCCUCUGCAGCUGGUGGUGCUGCUGCGUGUGGUGGACAUGGAGUGUGCUAUCCACAGGGGCCUAGCUUGGCACCCGCAUGUCUGUGUGAUGCUGGAUUCGUGCGAUCUGGAGACAUUGGCUGUCUUGCUCAAGGCCAGAACAGGAAUUUCUCAAACAGCCAGCCAAUUCUCCCGCCAGCAUCUGUGCUCACCAGGGGGACGCAGCGGGAGACGAGGGGGGACUUCACCACAGCUCCGGUGACCCUGUUUGUGUUCGAGGCAGGGCAGGGGCUGUCGGGGUGUGGGCUGCAGCUCGCCUUCCAUGCCAACUUCACCUUCUCCCUCUCGCCUCAAUCCGGCCGCGUGGGCUUCAACGGCUUUGCCUUUGUUGUCUCGGCAACCGACCGGGUGGGGAGAGGCACUGGUGUGGGGUAUGGUGAAAUGGACAAGCGGAGUGUGGCAGUUGAGUUUGACAGUCGGCAGGACAAGCAGCACGGCGACAUGAGCAGCCAGCAUGUGGGGCUGAACAUUCGAGGCGAGGAUAAGUCGCUAGCCGCUGUGCCGUCACCAUUCCCUCUGAGCAGCAAGAAGGCAUACACGGCAUGGGUGGACUAUGAGCCGGGGGAUCCCGGCACCAUCCAGGUCUUCCUGGCUGACUCGAAGGAGAAGCCGCAGGAGGCGGUGUUGGAGAGGAGGCUGGCGCUGUGCGAGGUGCUGCAGGGUGGGGUUGAUCAGCACGCCUUCUUCUUUGGCUUCGUGGCCUCCACCACUGUGAAGCCGUUUCAGAAACACGUCAUUCUUGAAUCUACAGUGGACACAGGCCUUCCUUCUCCUCCUCGGCCAGUUACAAUUACUCCAUCUUAUGGCUUGCAGCUAUUAACGAACACGUACAUGCCAGAGUGGGCCAGCCCCUUCCCGCGCUACGUGAGUGCGGACUACCGAGUGGCGCCCGGCAAGCAGGACUCGUGGGUCAUCAGCGACUUCCACUCCUGGGACUCCGUGCCCUUCCUCGGUUGGCCCGUCAAGGACCAGAAAGACUGCAAUGCUUGUUGGGCGUUUGCGCUGGUGGCGAGCGUGGAAGCGGCAUACGGCAUUGCAACGAAUCGGGAGGCGCCGCAGCUGUCAGUGGAGUCACUCUUUGCAGCCAUGGGGCUCACCUCCGAGGCUGACAAGUGCAGCACGGGGGGCUCCCCCACCGAGGCAUUGGAAACGCUUCUCAUUCUGCCCAAUGGCGGAAUCACAAAGGCUGGCGCUCCUAAUAAGAAGUACCCUGUUCACGCAUUUGAGCGCACCCGGUUCAAGGGGUUUGUGGGGCUCAUGCUGGCAGUUCGACGACAGCCAGUGGUGGUUCACAUAGAGGCUUCUGCUCGAGAGUUCGCGCAAUACGACGGGACCUUCAAGUACCAGGACCCUGGCUGCUACACCGGCAGACUGAACCACGCUGUACUCGUUGUUGGCUACUUCGUCUUGAGAAAUGACGGCAGCCAAAAUCGCAUUGCGCCUCCAUUUUGGAUUAUCCGCAACUCGUGGGGAGUGGAGUGGGGCGACAGAGGCCACAUGCGUAUGGACAUUCAGGGAGGUGAUGGCAUGUGUGGCAUCAACGUGCUGCCUGGCAUCUACCCCAUUGUCAAGAGCAGCCAUUUGUUCAAGUUGCUAAUGGAUAUGGCUUCCAAACAUGUGCUUAUUUGGACGUCUGAAUUGAAGAACCCCUGCUAUGUGGGCACAUGCAUCAACGAUGGCAAGGGCUCCUACUCCUGCAUCUGCCCUCCCAACUACGUUGAAAGCACAACCAUUGACAACUUCCCUACCUGCGACCCAGCCAACACCACGGCCAGCACCCUGGCAGUGAGUGGAAGCAACUGGUGGUGCUCCGAUGUUCUCCCUCUUGUGGGCCUCUCACUUGCACAAUUCACGCAGAAUAAUCCGGCCAUUGACUGCAGUCGUCCUUUGCCUCGUAACGUGGUGCUUCAACUGGGGAAUUCUCUCCUCAUUCCCUGCACCGCAUUCUUCUACACCAUCAGCAGCGACACAUGCUGGUCCAUCAGCACGCAGCUGGGCCUCACCAGCAGCAACCUCACUGCUCUCAAUCCCGGCCUCGACUGCUUCGAGCCCAUCAAGGCGGGUCGCUCUCUGUGUGUCGAACGCAACGCCACCUUCGCUUUCACCGUCCCUCAGUGCUCGCGAUACGGUGUGCUCACACCACAAGACACGUGCGAGCGCCUGCUGCGGCAGGUGGCAGGGAGUGAGGGCGACCCAACAGGGGCUGGGGAGGUGAAUGCCAUGCGCUGGGCUGAGCUGUGCCGCAACAAUCCCGGCCUCAUCUGCUCUGAUGUCAUCCCGAUCACCGCCUCUGCUGUUGGAAGCAACACUGUCGUGCAGAUUUGCCUACGAGCAGAGUAUUGGUCAUUCGAUGUCGGCAGAUGCAAGAAGGGUUCCGCGUUUCCUGCAAUGAACCCUCUGGAUAAACCACUUGUCGCUGUUAAAGAGCAUUUUGUUAAGGUUCGGUUAUACCUUCCUUCCGGGGUGAAACCAUCUAUCGGGGUUCGGUCAUAA
Closterium sp. Yama58-4 is the source of this 2742-nucleotide messenger RNA. Lineage: Eukaryota; Viridiplantae; Streptophyta; Zygnematophyceae; Desmidiales; Closteriaceae. The record is from the annotation of a GenBank genome assembly.